AAAAUAUAUAUUUGUAUUCAUCAAAGAAAUAAAGAAGAACAGUAAAAUGAAUAACAAAGAUUAUACAAAUUUAUUUGGUACAAUGGAAACUAAACGUGUAUUGAAAGCUGAUUAUCCUACAGAAAGUUCAUCAUUAGGAGUACCAAUACCAAUAAGGAAGAAUGGAGAUCUUAAUUCUUUACAAGAUUAUGGAUUUGAAUUGUUUGAUUCAAAUAAUGAUCUUAUUCAAGAUCCUAUGGUAGUCAAUAAUGCAGAUCAGAAUUUUUUUACUACUAAUGAUACUGGAUGGAUUGGAAGAUCUGAUGAAAUGUCUUUUAUCAAAAUGGAUGAAGACAUAUUUCAGGUGGAUCAAUCAGAUUUACUUCAUGGACCAACAUUAGCUGAAUUAAAUGCUAAUGGUGGUGAAUCUUUAUUGGAAGACCUUAAUUUCGAUGAUCUGCUUUUACCACCUGAUUCAGUAAAAUCUGGAAUAUCUGAUACAGUUCCAUUAAUGAGUUCAUAUUUGGUAGAUGUUGUGAAUACCAGCCCAGUCAAUCGACCAAGCUCGUCAAAAUCUGGUUUUCAGCUUUCACCAAACAGUUGCAGUUCACGUUCAUCGCUUUCUCCAGGUCCAACAAAUUCAGUAACAUUACAAGAACUAUUAAAAAAAGAAACAAAAUCACAAAAGUGUUUGUCGCCACCUACAUUUGGAACAAGUGUUCCAGGAUCAGGAUUUUUAUUGUCUAACAGAUCCAGAGGAAAUCUUUCUUCUUCAGCUCCUACUCAUCUUGGACUUGAACAGAUUUGGCAGCGCAGAGAACCUAGACAACAUUUACUGUCCACUGGAUCAUUAGUGGAAGCAGGAUCUACUUCCUCUCUAUCAACUGGAGGGGUUUUGAGCCCAGAAGCAUAUGAUUUCUCUUUAGAUGAAGCCAUAGAUGAUUCGGAUGAUGAUACAGAACAAGAAGAAGAUUAUUCAUCUGAUAACGAUUCAGGUGGCGAUAGUGAUUGUGGUGGUGCAUCAUCUAAAUCAUCUUCACAUAAAGACCGAUUUUUUUGGCAGUAUAAUGUUCAGUCUAAAGGUCCUAAAGGUCAAAGAUUAGUUUUAAAAAGUAAGCUAGAGGAUCCACAUUGUUUAAAUGAGGUUACUGAUCCAGUAUUUAGUCCGAGUUGCUCAAUACAAGGCAUUAAGCAUAGUGGUAAAGCCAGAAAGGGAGAUGGUAAUGAUUUAACGCCUAAUCCUAAAAAAUUACAAUCCAUUGGCAGGGAAUUAGAUAAACUAAAUAGAAGCAUAAAUGAAAUGACACCAGUCAGCGAAUUGCCAUUUAAUGUUAGACCAAAUACCCGGAAAGAGAAGAACAAAUUGGCUUCCAGAGCAUGCCGGUUAAAGAAAAAAGCUCAACACGAAGCGAACAAAAUAAAACUUUUUGGCUUAGAAACUGAACACAGGCGGUUAAUAAAUGCUAUAUCUCAAGUUAAACAGAUGUUAGUGACUCGAACAACCAGUGACUCAUUUCCAAAAGAAAGUCAAGAGCUAACAAAGGCUAGUGAGAAAAUUGCUAAAAAUGCAACCAGACUAAAAGUUGCCGGACAAAGCACAGAAUUUGUGAACAAAGUUCUGGAAAACCAAAUUAGGUGCACGACGAGGUGGCUUGGAUGAGCUAUAGUUGCCAAAGGUCGAAUACCGUUAACCUAGUCUUUAUAUGAGUAACUAAUUUAAGUAAUUAUUUACGAUAUUGAUGCCAAUAUAUUUUUUACAAUUAAGUUGUUCAUCAAUAGAGUCAUUAAUAUUAUUAUUGCUACUAUUGUUUUUAUUUUAAUACUAUUAUACAGUCAAUUAUAAAAUCCUACUACUUCCCAGAGAGUAUGUUUAUUUGUAUGAGUACUAAUGGUUUUUUUAAAAAAAAAUAUUACUUGAUUUGCCCUUAUCAAAUUAAACUGUUAUGUUUUGCCAAAUUUA
Messenger RNA from Sipha flava (yellow sugarcane aphid), 1939 nucleotides. It is a transcript of the gene REPTOR, whose product is annotated as protein CREBRF homolog. Gene Ontology annotation, molecular function: DNA-binding transcription factor activity, RNA polymerase II-specific; RNA polymerase II transcription regulatory region sequence-specific DNA binding. Gene Ontology annotation, biological process: regulation of transcription by RNA polymerase II; response to unfolded protein. Lineage: Eukaryota; Metazoa; Arthropoda; Insecta; Hemiptera; Aphididae. Gene Ontology annotation, cellular component: nucleus. The record is from RefSeq and is a predicted model, not a curated record.